AGUCAUUCAGUAUAUCGUCAAUUAUGCAGUCUUUCAGACAUUCGGUCGCCUCGAUCCGGAGUUUCUCAACAACGUCCAGGGCUCUGGGCAAAAUCAAGGUCAAGGCUCCAAUAGUGGAGCUGGACGGUGAUGAAAUGACCAGAAUCAUCUGGGACAUCAUCAAGAAAAAACUGAUUUUGCCCUACCUCGAUGUCGACCUCAAGUACUACGACUUGGGAAUUCUGUCCAGAGAUAAAACGAACGACCAGAUCACUAUCGACGCUGCCAAUGCCAUCAAGCAGUACGGAGUUGGUGUUAAGUGCGCCACUAUCACUCCUGACGAGGCUCGUGUCAAGGAAUUCGGACUCAAGAAGAUGUGGGUCUCGCCAAACGGAACCAUUAGAAACAUUUUGGGAGGAACUGUUUUCAGGGAGCCAAUUGUGAUUGGUGGGCAAGACGGAGGCAUUGAAAUCCCACGCCUGGUUCCUGGUUGGCAACAGCCAAUCAUUAUUGGUAGACAUGCUCACGGUGACCAGUACAAAGCAACCGACUUGGUUAUUCCUGGAGCCGGCUCCUUGGAGCUUGUCUACACGCCUAAGGACGGUGGAGAGGUCCAGAAGUUUAAGGUGUUUGACUACAAGAGCUCAGGUGUCGGUCUUGCAAUGUACAAUACGGAUGAGAGCAUCCGAGGUUUCGCUCAUUCCUCUUUCAAGAUGGCAUUGAAUAGAGGUCUCCCUCUGUACAUGUCUACGAAAAACACAAUUCUGAAGAAAUACGAUGGCAGGUUCAAAGAUAUCUUCCAGGAGAUUUAUGAGACCACGUAUAAAAAAGACUUUGAAUCAAAGGGUAUUUGGUAUGAGCACAGACUUAUCGAUGACAUGGUUGCCCAGAUGAUCAAAUCGAAGGGCGGAUUCGUUUUGGCUUUGAAGAACUAUGAUGGUGACGUUCAGUCUGACAUUGUCGCUCAAGGAUUUGGCUCUCUCGGUCUGAUGACGUCCGUCUUGAUGACUCCGGACGGAAAGGCUUUCGAGUCUGAAGCUGCUCAUGGUACUGUUACUAGACACUUCAGACAGCAUCAACAAGGUAAAGAGACCUCCACCAACUCAAUUGCUUCCAUUUUCGCAUGGACAAGAGGUAUUGCUCAGAGAGGCAGAUUGGACGGCACUCCGGAAGUCGUGACUUUUGCAGAGACUUUGGAAAAGGCUGUGAUCGACACCGUUUCUCAAGACCAAAUCAUGACUAAGGACCUGGCUUUGCUGAUUAACAAGAAAGACUAUGUUUCCACCACUGGUUUCUUGGACGCUGUUGAGUCGAGACUCAAGAAAGCGCUUCCUUAAAUAUUCCGUAUAUCUCCACACGUUUUUAUAAGCAGUUGAAUUGCUAAUAAAUGUGACUCACUUCUCAGAUUUCACGUCAGUAUCGUCAUCUUCGAGAUAUUGCCAUAAAAACUUGAGUCCGUAAAAUGUUCCCAGACUGACAGCACCGACUUUCAAAAGAGGCACCGCAAGAACCUUGUAGAAGUAGCUGUGUGGAUUGAGGUUGGGUUGGUUCCCUUGGUUACGUCUAAGCAAACUGCUGCUGAAGCAUCUGCGCAUCGUGUGGAAAAACAUUAAUUAAAAAAAAUAACUUUUUCAUCCUCUGUUUUCACCAUUUUCUGAACUGCUCCCAGAAUCCAGAGCCAUCAUACUUUCAUCGAGAUCUCGCUCAAUCGCAGGAGAUGAUUCUCUCAUCUUCUUGAAUUCAGGAGAGUUAAGGAGCGGAAUUGUUGUCAAGCCAAAUUGAAACUUCCCAUCAGACCCGAGGCCUGGUCCCAUACUAGACUGCACUGGAGAAAGGCCCCCUGAUCGGUGGUUAUCUGAAGGCAGAAGUGGUUUGGAUGUCAACUUAGUAUCUGUGGAGGGUAUAUCUUGGAGUUUCUUAAGAUUGGCUGGCUCGUUGAGCUUAGGGGAUUCCCUGAGAGGAGACGACGCAAAUUUUCUGGGAGCUGUGCCUUCGCUCAUGCUCACAUCCGAAUCUUCAGUAUUUGGAACCUCCCAGCGUACUUUUUUGGCUUGUUUCACUGUGGUAUCAGAGAACGACCUGUUUUGUAGGGACUUUGCGUUGAUGUCGAGUCUAUUUAGUUUUGCAAAGCCUUUGGUCAAUGGUGAAGACGACAAGCGUUUUGCUUGCUUCACGGGCGUUGUGGCCAGUUCCAAAAACUCUGGUUUCCUUUGCUUCUCGGAAAUUGUAGAGACUGUUGUAGUGUCUAGGUUGACGUAGCCCCCGUCUUCUAGAAGACGGGAAAUAGCUACUUUAAAUUCCAUCACCAUUUCCCUCAAUGACGUUGAAACAUUUACCAACGCAUCUUCAUUAUCCGAUGAUAUAUCCAACAGGAUCGCUGUUGCUCUCUGCAGUGUCUCGAAGACGAAGUUGAAAGAGUUGAAAUUUUUGAUGGAUCGAUCAAACACAAUUGAGGAGUCAAAAAGAAUAGCUUUUUCGACAAAAUCUUUGAGAUGCAGCACGUGUGAUUCAUAGAGUUUCGUGUCUUCGUCUGACCAUGUGUCUAAUUCUGUGAGAGCGCGGAGAAGAGAGGCGGAAGAGUCCUUGAUGAUAAAAUCAAGCUCAUUGGGCUUGCUAUAUUGGGUCUCCAGUUCUUUUACUCUUUGUUCCAAUCUUUCUGACAGGUCCUCACAAAGAUACAUUAGCUCACUAAAUCCUGGGACGAACAUGUCAAU
Molecule: messenger RNA, 2693 nt
Organism: Ogataea polymorpha
Lineage: Eukaryota; Fungi; Ascomycota; Pichiomycetes; Pichiales; Pichiaceae
Product: isocitrate dehydrogenase mitochondrial precursor
Exons: 1
Coding region: 24-1316 (430 amino acids)
Biological process (GO): isocitrate metabolic process
Cellular component (GO): mitochondrion
Molecular function (GO): magnesium ion binding; isocitrate dehydrogenase (NADP+) activity; NAD binding
Source: RefSeq, a predicted model, not a curated record